Messenger RNA from Necator americanus (New World hookworm), 579 nucleotides. RefSeq lists its product as uncharacterized. The transcript has 5 exons. The record is from RefSeq and is a predicted model, not a curated record. Bases 1 to 579 code for a protein of 192 amino acids. Lineage: Eukaryota; Metazoa; Nematoda; Chromadorea; Rhabditida; Ancylostomatidae.
AUGCCAUCUUACCAAAACAUCGUGCCACAAACCACCUUUACCAUCUGCAAUCAACCACCACACGGCAACAUUCCAUCUACCAUCUCAUCACGACAUACUAAACCAUCUUCACCACCGCACUUACCACCAUACUUACCACCACCACAGUUGUACGGCCCACUUUGUGAGGGAAGGGACCAAUUAAUGAUCCCCUUCAUUUGCUUGAUGCCAUCUUUCGACAUGGGACUUCCACCCCCCUCAGGAAAAACCGCAGUACUAGUUUGGUCCCACCGUCCACCAUCCAUGUAUAGCCACCGUCAUGUCGAGCCGUUGCUUGUCGAGCCGCCGCCGCUGAACUCCAUUGUCGAGCCACCGUCAUGUCGAGCCGCUGUUGUCGAGCCGCUGCCGUCGUGUCUCACCACUGAGCCCAUGUCGAGCCGCUUGAACCAGUACAACGCCACGAGUCGUCUACGUUGUCAUCAGAUUCCUGGACCUUUCAAAAGACACAUAAAAUAUAGGAAUGAGAUAUCCUCGACAGCCUAUUCUAGUGAAGCCACAGAACAUGCUGCUGAGGGAACCGGAACAUGGUCGAUAGAUUGA